Messenger RNA from Tripterygium wilfordii, 1720 nucleotides. Its product is annotated as protein MANNAN SYNTHESIS-RELATED 2-like. The transcript has 6 exons. Lineage: Eukaryota; Viridiplantae; Streptophyta; Magnoliopsida; Celastrales; Celastraceae. The record is from RefSeq and is a predicted model, not a curated record. Bases 102 to 1370 code for a protein of 422 amino acids.
UCAGAGAGAUACUGAGAGAGAGAUUUCUGUCUUUGUAAACGUACACUCUGGCUAAGAUUUCUACUUCACUGCAAAACCCAUCAGAGUUUAAAGAGGAAAGAAUGGGUGUGGAUUUGAGGCAAGUGGUUGCAGGUGUCUUGACACUGACAAUGUUUAUCAUGCUUGGCCAAAUGAUCAGGAGAGAACACUUUGACUCUGCUACCCAAGAAAAGUUUCCAGAAGGAACUGGGGAUGUUGAAAAUGCCAAGGUAAUGGAACAAAGCCUUGUGACACUUGCUAAGAAGAGUAAUGGGCCAUGGAUGGCAGUUCACCAAGCUCUGAAACCAUGUUGGGAUGAAUCCAUUACUGAUAAGUCGCAGGAGACUGAGGGUGAGGGAUUCAUCACUUUCUCAUUGACAAAUGGUCCUGAAUACCAUGUCUCGCAGGUUGCUGAUGCAGUGGUUGUGGCUAAAUAUCUUCGAGCUACUCUUGUACUCCCAACCAUCAGAGGAAGCAAACCAGGAGAUGAGAUGAUUUUUGAUGAUAUAUAUGAUGUUGAUAAAUUUAUGAAAAGCCUUGGUGGAGUGGUCAAAGUAGCUAAAGAUCUGCCUAAUGAUGUAUCCAUCAGAAAUCUUGCUGUUGUUAAGGUCCCUAAUCGAGUUACAGAAGAUCAGAUCGCAGAAGAAAUAGAACCAAUCUUUAGAAAAAAGGGCAAUGUAAAGCUGGCUACUUAUUUCCCGUUAGUGAACAUGAGAAAAAAUGAGCCAAAAAGCAACAGUGAUUCAGUUGCAUGUCUGGCUAUGUUUGGAACUUUAGAGUUGCAGCCAGAUGUAAAUGAAGUUGUUGACUCAAUGGUUGACCGGUUGAGAGCUUUGAGUCGUAAGUCUGAUGGCAGGUUCAUUGCAGUAGACUUGAGAGUAGAAAUUCUGGAUAAGGCGGCUUGCCGUGAAAGUGAUGCUAAUGGGCAGAAGAGUUGUUACAGUCCUCGUGAGAUUGCCGUAUUCUUGAGAAAGACUGGAUUUGACAAGGAUACCACUAUUUAUCUCACUCAGCCAAGAUGGGACAGUAGCCUUAACAUCUUGAAGGAUAUCUUCCCCAAGACUUAUACAAAGGAAAGCAUAAUGGCUGCAGAUAAGAAAAGCAAGUUCCUUGAAUCUGAAGAUUCAGAAUUCGAAAAGGUUAUUGACUUCAACAUCUGUUCUCAGAGUGAUGUCUUUGUGCCGGCCACCUCUGGCCUAUUCUAUGCUAACGUAGCUGGUAAAAUAAUAGCAUCUGGUAAGAAUCAGAUAAUUGUUCCAGCCAAGAUUCCAGGUUCCUCUGCCCUUGUCACCGAUUUUAUUUCCCCGUAUGUGUCAAAGAGAGAACAUUUGGCAUAUUCAUGUUUUUGCUAGUUCUGAAUGUGAAGAAUUGUGCUCAUGACAUGAGAAAUAUUUAUUCAAGCCUUGAAUAAUAGUCUUGUUUUUUUGUUUGCCUUAAACAAGCUCCAACGUUAAGCAGCCGCACAAGUCAAACGACUCGUAUCCAUACCAAGUUUCUGGUUAAGGUGAUUUUUUUCAUUUCAAGGCAUUUCGUCAAGCGGACAAAAAAAACACUCUCGGGCUUUAAUGCCAGGCUAUGUUCCUUCUUCUCUAUAGGACAGUUUUUCUGUUCCAAAAUGUUUGCAAUGUUGAUUGAUGUUUUGUAAAACUUAUAGGACAUGUUCAUUGUAAAAACUCUUUGGCAAUGGUAAAGGCUUCCGUAA